UUGACGUCACGUGCUCUAGGAGCCCGGCUAAUGGGGAGGUAUCGUACAAGUUGACGUCCAAAACUGAAGUAUUCCUGUUUUUCUGUUGCUGUUUUCUCCUCAAACUGCGGUCAAACUUUGCUUAGAUCAUCAUGUCACAUCAGACUGGUAUCCAAGCUAAUGAUGAUCUCAAAGCAACAUUUGCCGAUUCUAAAGAAGGGAACAUGAGAAUUAUCAAAAUAGACAUUAUCGAUGAACAACUUAAACCAGUGCAAGUUCUGGAACCACAAAAAGAUUGGGAKGCAGAUUUUGAUAUGAUCCCACCAUUACUAGAGGCCAAGAAGUCCUGCUAUAUUCUUUAUCGAUUAGACACUAAAAACAACCAGGGCUACGAAUGGUUGUUCAUUGUUUAUAGUCCUGAUUUUGCACCAGUACGAGAUAAGAUGUUGUUUGCCGGGACUAAAGCAACACUCAAGAAAGAGUUUGGAGGUGGUCAUGUUAAAGAUGAACUUUUUGGAACAGAGCAAGGAGAUAUAACCCUUGAUUCUUAUCUAAAGCAACUUGAGGCUGCUCAUGCACCUCCCCCACUAACCUCUGAGGAGAAAGAAUUACAAGAUGUCAAACARCAAGAGGGCGAAAGGACUCAUAUUAGUGCGACCACCAAACAACAGCACAUGACUGGUAUUCAGUUUCCUGUCAGUGUCCAAGGAGUAGAGAGUUUACAAAGACUAAAGGAUAAGCAAAUUCAAUAUGUUCAGUUGGAAUUGAAUAUUGAAGGUGAAACGAUAGAGUUGUGCAGGGAGGACGAGUGUUUAGCCCCAGAGGACAUUGCAGGCGUUACACCAACUGAAAAGGCUCGAUUUCACUUCUACCUGUUCAAGCAUACACACGAGGGAGACUACAUGGAAACAAUAUUGUUUGUUUAUUCCAUGCCUGGCUAUUCGUGCAACAUCAAGGAGAGAAUGCUGUACUCRUCUUGUAAAGGACCUUUGGUUUCCUUUGCUGAAACAGAAAUUGGAAUGGAAAUACCGAAAAAGAUUGAAAUUUCUGAUAGUUCCGAAAUGAAUGAAGGUUUUUUUCAAGACGAACUUCACCCGAAGAAAAAUCUUCAUAGGCCUAAAUUCGCCAAGCCUAAAGCACCCCCCGGAAGAGGAGCAAGAAGAAUAACAAAACCCAAAAAGGGCGAAGAUGAAGAGGGUGGGGACUAGCAAUUUUCUACUGCAAAUUAAUAGACGUCUCAGUGUAAAAAUUGAUUAAUUUGUGAAUCGUUUAAACAUGGUAGCAAUUAAAGAAAGGUGAAUUAUAAAAUCCUGCACAAUAUAGAAUAAAAAAUCUUUAUAAUAGUUUUGUAA
Messenger RNA from Exaiptasia diaphana, 1331 nucleotides. Its product is annotated as twinfilin-1. Gene Ontology annotation, molecular function: actin filament binding; actin monomer binding. Gene Ontology annotation, cellular component: myofibril; cytoplasm; actin filament. The coding region runs from base 132 to 1187 and encodes 351 amino acids. The transcript is spliced from 10 exons. Lineage: Eukaryota; Metazoa; Cnidaria; Anthozoa; Actiniaria; Aiptasiidae. The record is from RefSeq and is a predicted model, not a curated record. Gene Ontology annotation, biological process: positive regulation of neuron projection development; actin filament depolymerization; barbed-end actin filament capping.